ACUGUCCAGCUCUCCUCCUCCUCUCACCACCCCUCACCUCUCCGCCCUCCGUCUCCUCUUGGGUAAGGGGCAGCGGAUGAAGUGAGACGAUGGUCAUCCGAGUGUUCAUCGCCUCUUCCUCAGGCUUUGUGGCGAUAAAGAAGAAACAGCAAGAUGUAGUUCGUUUUCUGGAAGCAAACAAGAUAGAAUUUGAGGAGGUAGACAUCACAAUGUCAGAGGAGCAAAGACAGUGGAUGUACAAGAACAUUCCUCCAGAAAAAAAACCGGCUCAGGGUAAUCCAACACCACCACAAAUAUUCAAUGGAGAUCGAUACUGUGGGGAUUAUGACAGCUUUUUUGAAUCAAAGGAAAGCAACACAGUCUUUUCAUUCUUAGGCCUCAAAGCAAGAUUGCCAUCAAAGGCAGAGCCCUAGGAGGAGGAAGAGAACAAAGAGGGCAGAAGCACAUUUGGAAGAGCAAGGAUGGUGUUCAGCAAACAGCCGCGUACCUAAUGGAUCACUGUGAUAAAAGCCGCGUGCAUCAUCAGCACUUUGCUUGCUACUGAAGAAAUGCUUUCCAAAGAUGUGGGACCACUGGGCAUUUCAAAAACCUAUAAAUCAAAUUGGCCAUAUAGUGGAUUGUUCCUUAUUUUCCGAUUUACCUACAUUUCACGCACUGUCUUCGGGGAGUCAUUUCCUGGAUACUGGUAGUCUUCCUUCAUAGUUUCAAAGAUAAGUGGAUGGCGGCCACCAGAUGAUAAGUGUAGCAUCCCUACUCUACUGCAGUGGAUACCCACGUUAGUCAGACUUGCUUUCCUUUAAGCUAAUGCUGCCCAGAUCAUGUUCUUGAAAUUCGUUUAUUAGAACAUUUGUAUCUCUUGAGCCAGGCGGGGGAGGAAAAUGAUGCUUUGGUAUAAGGGUGAUGAAGAAAAAUGGCUCAUAACUAGGAAUGGUGAUACUUCUGUUAUUUGUAAAUACCACAUACAUAUAACCUUUGAUGUUACAGCCUGCUUACUGUAAUAGGAACUCUUCAUACUUAUAAAAAUGAUUCUAAGUUCAUUGUCACAGUAAAAUGUACAAAUGAUUGAGGGAAAUUUUGCUAGAGCGUUGAAAACUUGAUAUUUUGGAAAGUGUCAGAUUUUUUUUUUCUCCUCUUUAAAGAACUUUUCCACUUUGUCAUAAGAUGCUUGACAGAUAGAUAUGUUUUAAAUUGUGAAGACCAUGCAUUAACCUAAUCAGAAGUUUAUAGGGAAAUUGUUUGGCUUACCUGAAGGUUUUGUGAUUUAGAAAUGUAUUGCAUAUAUGUGUGUGUAUAUGUUUACAUACAUGCAUAUGUGUUAUUGACACACACACAUAUAUAUAUUUUUAGUGUACCCUUCCCCAAUAGCUACUUACUGUUUCUGGUAAAGGGAUUAUAUUUUUUGAAAAGGGAGCUCUCAGUUAGAUAUAUUUUGUGUACCCAUUGAUGAGUCAUAUUAAAUGAUACUGAUACCUCCA
Gracilinanus agilis (Agile Gracile Mouse Opossum) is the source of this 1475-nucleotide messenger RNA. RefSeq names its product SH3 domain binding glutamate rich protein like 2 (gene SH3BGRL2). The transcript has 4 exons. Gene Ontology annotation, cellular component: cytoplasm. Lineage: Eukaryota; Metazoa; Chordata; Mammalia; Didelphimorphia; Didelphidae. The record is from RefSeq and is a predicted model, not a curated record. The coding region runs from base 90 to 413 and encodes 107 amino acids.